Nerophis lumbriciformis (worm pipefish) is the source of this 1011-nucleotide messenger RNA. The record is from RefSeq and is a predicted model, not a curated record. NCBI's taxonomy places the organism in Eukaryota, Metazoa, Chordata, Actinopteri, Syngnathiformes, Syngnathidae.
AUGGCGGCUGUUUCAAACGAAGCAGAAAAGGCUCAACGCAUUUAUGCACGUCUGUUGAAUGCACCCUGUCCCUUACUGAAAGAUGUGUUCACUUACAAUUCUGAAGACAUGCUGCAUCUACUCUGCACUCCAUCCCAGCUUCGCACCGAAAUACUCACCUGGAUCUGCUGCAGUAUUGACCCAAACAUUACCAGAUUGAAAGAGGCGGCAUCAAGAAAGAGUGACCCAGAUAUAUUGACAAAGGGGAUGGCUGCUCUAGGCCAGGACCUGAUGCUGUGCAAAGUAGACAACCUGGACUUGAUCAAGGGUGAUGAGAGUUGCCGCCAGCAGCUUCAGUUCCUAGAGCAUCUUCUAGAUGUGGUCUCGGAAUGCAGUUUGUCCACUGAGCUGACUGGGGGGAUCCUAUACGAUACACUCUUUGAUGCCAAGAUUGCUCUCCAUCUUGAACAAAGUCUCACCCCUUUAAUGGAUUCCAGUCUUUCAAACAACACGAUUUUAUGCAAGGGUGCAGAGUCCAAAUUCAAAAAGCCAAGAGGAGACGAUGCUGAGACUGUAGCCAGCCUUGUUUUGUCUACUCGCUCCAUGUUGGAACAUCUACAGUCUGAGUGCGAGUUCCUGACAACAAAUGAGGUGCCAAGUUCUCCGGUCUUCACUCCCUGCGCGCUGCAUGAUGCGCUACGUGACCUCCAGCAGCUGAUGACCGCUUUCUCUCACAUGUAUGAAAAAGACCUGAGACUUAGCUGUGCGAGAGAGCCACCUAGUUUUAGCGCCGACGCCCAAGUCUUCCAGAGAGUAUACGAACUUCUACGAUCUUGCAGCAUGGAGCUGGAAAUACUAAAUGGAGUAUCAGAUGCAUCAUUGUCUGUGAUGGAGGAUGUGCGUCAGCUGCAAACAAAGCGUUUUAGAAGAGAAAUAGACGCUUUAUCUCAUCAACUGGAUAAAUUAACCAGACGCUACAAAGACUAUGAAUCCUGCCUUCAUUCCUCAGGGCAGUCCUCCAUGCACCAGUAA